Messenger RNA from Saccostrea echinata, 1315 nucleotides. RefSeq lists its product as uncharacterized. The transcript is spliced from 2 exons. The coding region runs from base 8 to 661 and encodes 217 amino acids. The record is from RefSeq and is a predicted model, not a curated record. NCBI's taxonomy places the organism in Eukaryota, Metazoa, Mollusca, Bivalvia, Ostreida, Ostreidae.
GAAUGGAAUGAACCGGAACAGAAGAGAAAUUUUCAACAUGGCUGCCAAUGGGCGGAAAACCUGUCUGCUUUUUGUUUUAUUUCAAGAUUCCGACACUGACUCUGAUUCUGAGGACGAAAAUAUCUUAUUACCUGCACUAGCAGGCGCUAUAAAGAAAGAAAAACCAAAAAUAUAUGGAUAUGUGGAGGAUGUGGUUCCCCUUUAUUCUGAUGCUUCAUUUAGAAGAAUGUUUCGACUGUCAAGACAGACAUUUCAAAUCCUCUCUUCAUAUCUAGAGGAAGUUCCAGAGAUGAAGAAAGACGGUAAUGGUGGUAAAGAACGAAUGUCUCCACAAAAAGAUAUUUUAACCACAUUAUGGUACCUAGGGACUCUCGACAGCAUUGACAGGAUAGCAGACCGUUUUGGCAUUUCGCCAUCCUCGGUAAUCAGGGCUAGAGACCGAGUUAUGAAUUCAAUUCUAACUCAUCUCAAGUCAAAAUUUAUAAAAUGGCCCAAUCCCAAUGAAUUAAAUCAAAUCGCAAGCAAUUUCCAGCAAAAGAACGGAUUUCCAGGGAUUGCUGGUGCAUUAGAUGGGACUCAUAUUAGAAUAGCAAAACCAACAAACCAUGUUGGAAGGGAUUUCCUUCCUUGCAGUUACAAGCGGUAUGCAAGGAAGACAUGAUGUUUACUCAUGUAUUUACCGGAUUUCCAGGAAGCUGUCACGACGCAAGAGUUCUUAGGAAUUCCGAUUUAUGGGAAAAUGGAUUACAAAUGAUUCCAAAUAUAUACCAUAUCAUAGCUGACGCAGCCUAUCCACUAAGAAUAUGGCUACUCACUCCCUACCGAGACAAUGGUCACCUGACACACGAGCAACGCCGCUAUAACAACUACCUGUCCAGCAACAGAAUGGUAAUUGAGAGAGCAUUUGCUCUUCUGAAGGGUAGAUUCCGCCGAUUGCGUUUCCUGGAAACCCAGAAAAUUGAGUAUGCUGUCAAAAUUAUCAUGACCUCUUGUGUUUUACAUAAUGUCUGCAUUUUCAACCAUGAUGAAGUCGACGAUUUCAUUCAGCAAGAUGUUAUUGCAGCAAAUUAUAAUGUUCCAGGAAUCCAGGACUGUGAAGCCCAGGGUGUACAGAAACGUAAUCAAAUAGCCAGGAAUCUUUUGUGAUAGGCUAACUUCAGAAUGAAUGCAUCAUGUUUUUAAACAUCAUAUUCAAUAAAGAAUACAGUAACUGUUCAAUACAAUUUAAUACAGAAAAAUAUAACAAUGUAACAAAACUCAACAAAAGAUGUCAAAUCGAACUUAUAUGUUUUUUUAUGUAAAUAAAACUAUGGAA